Tremella mesenterica DSM 1558 is the source of this 1068-nucleotide messenger RNA. RefSeq lists its product as uncharacterized. The record is from RefSeq and is a predicted model, not a curated record. The transcript has a single exon. The coding region runs from base 185 to 496 and encodes 103 amino acids. NCBI's taxonomy places the organism in Eukaryota, Fungi, Basidiomycota, Tremellomycetes, Tremellales, Tremellaceae.
GUGAUGAUGGCAGUGUUGAGUGAUUGCAAAGAGGCGUCGGCCAAUCAGUUCACCUUGUUGGUCGUCACAUAUGGCAGAUGAGGAAGCAGAUAGUAGAGCUGAUAGAUCGUUGUGAAGCGCCUCGCAAGUGUGAUAGUCCCCUAGAUAUGACACGACUCGCACGGCAUGAGAAUAGCAGGACGUGAUGUGGCUUCUGAUCGGUUGGGCUGUGAAAGGUUUUUCUGAAAGCCAAGAGGUGUACCAGACGGGUGGUGGGGAACGUGUGUCGGCUAUACGAUUGAACUUCAAGUCUGAUGUGAUGGUCAAAAUGCGGGUUACGAGCUGCUCGGCAACAUCCUCUACAGCACGCCAUUCUGGGCAUGGUCGAAAGCGUUGGCGGAUAUACGACAUGGAGGGAACGACCAGUUGGACGAUAUGUGCGAACUGUUCCGGACGGAGAUUUCUGCGAGUAAACGGAGAGAGUGAAGCGUAUGCGUCCCACACAGCGUCCGCAUGAUGGAGAUCGCGGUCCAUAUCCAGAUACGGAAGCUGAGAGUCGAUGAAAGCCAGCGCUGGGUGGAUAGGAGCCGAGCUACGGUGGAGAGCCGAGGUGGAAGAUUCUCGGCAACGUACAGCGUCCGAGUAGUCGAACUCUUGUCCCUCCGUUAUCUUGUGUGCCGUGGAAUGACUUUCGGAUUCGUUAGAGAAGCAAGGGAAGGUGGGUGCAGGGAGGGAGGAGGAGAGCGAGUAACCAGGAAACGAGGGAUGAGAAGCAGGAUUCAUAUGGUUGUUAUCCCAUGAAGGACGAUCGGGCUUUUCAAAUGAGCACGAGCUGGGAUGAGAUGAGGACAUGCUCCGUGAGGAAGGGAUGGCAGCGUGCGUGCAGGUCGGGUGGGAUAGUGGUCGAGGUGUCGGAGGGAAGGAUUGCCCAAGAGCAUGUGUGAGAAGCCAUGAUGUUGAUCGAGGGUGCAAGCAGCGCCUGGGUUGAGCUUGUCCCUCGCAGAUUAUCGGUGCGGAUGAUACGCUGACCCAAGAUGCGUGAGAGAGACGGAAAAUCGGUCUUCGAAUCAUGACGGCACGCAAAUGGAC